AUGACCACCAAGGAGGGCCUAGUUCUGAAGAACUACAGAGGCUCAACAUCGCUGGAGUCCUUUCACUUACACCUGAACAGGUUUAUUUCAGGAGAGCCUAUUCGUAUUGACUAUUUGUAUAGGCAGACAGGGCAGGUCCUUCAGGACAUGAACCCAGACUCUGAGGAGACUGAUGAGCUGUUGGAAGAUCUCAACAUUGGGGAGGAGCAGGAAGAUGAAGGCUUUGAGGACCAGGAUUUAGACUUGACUGUUGGGAACCUUAUGACCUCAACAUCCGUUCCAGGCCAGCCUGCUAAUACAUCCACACAGUCUGCGGCCUUCUCUGCCGCCACACUGCCCACCUCUGCCUCCACACAGUCUGCGGCCUUCUCUGCCGCCACACUGCCCACCUCUGCCUCCACACAGUCUGCGGCCUUCUCUGCCUCCACACUGCCCACCUCUGCCUCCACACAGUCUGCGGCCUUCUCUGCCUCCAUAAAGCCUGUGGACCUUUCUGUUAAACCUGCUGGUGCUACUCCCGAUAUACAUGCUGUGGAUGAGCACAACAUGCCAGGAAUGGAUCGUGUGGACACACUAGCAGAGUAUCUGGUGAGUCUGCGGAACCAUACUGGUUUGACAUUGAGCAACCAACAGGUCAGCACUAUCAUAGGCCUCUGGCAGAACCUGCUGCCAUUUGACCAGCAACGGGUGGUGUUCGCUGCCAGGCACCAGGACAGGCUCAUAACAGGAAAGUUCAGGUCUCCCAAGAAAAAGGCAGAGUUUACUGCUGGUGUGGAGAGCCUGAAGCGGUGUGUGCUGGGAUCCACUGCCUCCCCUGCCCAAUGGCCAGACUGCUGCUGCUCGGUGGAAACCAUUUCUGUUAGACUCUGUCGCUUAAGAGUCCCAAAAAGCAAGGACAGUGUGGGAGCCUGACAAGAUGGGACUCAACAUCCGGCAGCUAAUUCUUGGUAAUGGAGCCAUCAUACAGAGCACUACUCUCCAGCUGGUUGAGGUCAAUCAAACGACCCUCAUCCAUUGACAUAAUAAACGGGUGAAGCGGCAGGAUGUCACACUGUUCCUGCAGGGGAUAAAUCUACCUGGUCCACUUCCUCUGGCUUCUGAGGUUCUUCCACCUGCUAAUACCCGCCCUGCUGCUUUUCCCCAAACACACGGCACUGAACAUGUGUACAACAUGCCCCCAAGCACUGCAGGAUAGGUGAAGACAA
Molecule: messenger RNA, 1205 nt
Organism: Micropterus dolomieu (smallmouth bass)
Lineage: Eukaryota; Metazoa; Chordata; Actinopteri; Centrarchiformes; Centrarchidae
Exons: 3
Coding region: 1-912 (303 amino acids)
Source: RefSeq, a predicted model, not a curated record